AUGACCCAUCGUAGCACUAAACAUUACCCUGCGCAGGGCAUCACCAUUACUAUUCUUAGCCGCGAUCCUUUUCCCGAGCAAUCUCCACAAGUUAAUGACAUUCUGGCUUCUGGAUCACCUGGAUACUAUACGGUUGAUCAGACUUCUACUCCACCUCGAGUAGCCUAUAGCACUCAACCUCCUUCUGAAAGUCUCUUUCUUCCUCCGGAGCAUUUCCAGCCACCACCCGAUCCUAAUGAUCCCUUCCGUAAGUUUGAUCCAGAUAAUGACCAUCUACCUCCUCCCGGCAAUCCCUCUUAUUUCAUCUAA
Messenger RNA from Nematocida homosporus, 309 nucleotides. RefSeq lists its product as uncharacterized. The coding region runs from base 1 to 309 and encodes 102 amino acids. The transcript has a single exon. The record is from RefSeq and is a predicted model, not a curated record. NCBI's taxonomy places the organism in Eukaryota, Fungi, Microsporidia.